This is a messenger RNA of Cuscuta campestris, 999 nucleotides long. NCBI's taxonomy places the organism in Eukaryota, Viridiplantae, Streptophyta, Magnoliopsida, Solanales, Convolvulaceae. The record is from the annotation of a GenBank genome assembly.
UUUCCUUCGCUAAAAUCGCACUUGUAAGUUGCGAUUGAUGUUGUUUUUUUCUGGCGUUGUUUAGGGUUCCUCUAUCUGUCUGAAAACGCGUAGAGCAGGGGCACCAUUUUCUCGAUUCCUACUGCAAAAUCGGCUUCUAAUCUACAGAGAUGGCAGGAAGGGGGUCAUAUCGAAGAUACUCAAAAUAAGAGUAUACUAGAAAUAACGACUAAUCCAAUUACUAUGGCUGCUUUCACCUACUUGAAAAUAAAUGGUAUCGAGGUUGUUUGCCGUCCUUUGAAUGCAGAUGAGCACGUAGAAUAUCCUUUCUUCAUAUACAACGAUGAGACGUAUAUGAAGAACAUCAAUCAAGUCAUCUUGAAACAUGAGGAUAAUGGAGGCAGUAGACAAUUGUUAAAUGUGGCAAAGAUUAAAGAUGUUGAUCAUGGGCUUAUGAAUAGUGAAACUAUUGCAAGAAAAAAUAUGAUUAUUGAUACAAUGGUCGUUUCAUUGUGGAGAUGUAUUAGCUAUGAGCUCUACAAAAUUCAGAACGACUUCAAAGCUCAAAGUGUGAAGGAGUGCAUAGGCUUGAGUGAAGAAAAGAUGAAGGAAAAUGCAGUUGCAUCUUUUAGGUGCUUGUUUGAAACUAUUGGGCGCAAGUAUUACUUUUGGGAAGAACCCUCAACAAAUGAUCUUUUGUUUUUGGGGUAUUUUUAUUAGAUAACUAUUUUUAUUAGUUCACUCAUAUCUACUCUUUAAGAGAGCUUUUAUUCCUCAGUAUUUAAGUGUUUUUACACACUCGAAAGGAGGUUUGUUCCCUUAUUGUAAUUGAAGGAAGUUUUCGUUCCUUCGUGUGAAGUCUAGGAGUGCGUAUCUUUGAGCAAGUGGCGUUGAGGCUCGUGUUACAUGAGUUUUCAAGUUGUAUCGGUUUGUUAAGCACCUUUAAGCUUAACAGAGUUAGUGUCACUUGAAAAAGUCUCUCAGGAGGAUGGACGUAGCCACACGCUGUUAGUAUUUAUU